This is a messenger RNA of Myotis brandtii (Brandt's bat), 4186 nucleotides long. RefSeq names its product roundabout guidance receptor 3 (gene ROBO3). Bases 1 to 3756 code for a protein of 1251 amino acids. The record is from RefSeq and is a predicted model, not a curated record. The transcript has 25 exons. Gene Ontology annotation, molecular function: protein binding. NCBI's taxonomy places the organism in Eukaryota, Metazoa, Chordata, Mammalia, Chiroptera, Vespertilionidae.
AUGAACCUGUUCGCGGACUCCCUGGCCGGGGACGCGUCCAACUCCAGCGAACUGCUCUUCGGCUUCAACGCCUCGGGGGCGGCGCUCAACCACAGCCUGCUGGCCCCGGGCGAGCCUGCUCUCAACGGUAAGCCCCUGCCCCGUGGGGACGUGGGAUCCCGAGUGGGGUCUCUCUCUCUCUCUCUCUUUCUCUCUCUAGUACUUCGCGACGAUUUCCGGCAGUCUCCUGGGAACGUGGUGGUGGCAGUGGGGGAGCCAGCAGUGAUGGAAUGCGUGCCCCCCCGCGGCCACCCGGAGCCAUCGGUGACCUGGAGGAAGGGCAGUGCCCCAGUCAAGGAGGAGGAGGGAAGGAUCACGAUCCGUGGAGGGAAGCUGAUGAUGUCACAUGCACACAAGAGUGACGCAGGGAUGUACGUGUGUGUGGCCUCCAACAUGGCAGGAGAACGGGAGAGCGGGCCGGCCGAGCUGGUGGUACAGGAGCGCCCCUCAUUCCUGCGGAGACCGGUGAAUCAGGUGGUCCUGGCGGACGCCCCUGCACAUUUCCCCUGUGAGGUGCAAGGGGAUCCCCCCCCUCGGCUACACUGGCGAAAGGAGGAUGGAGAACUGCCCACAGGCAGGUAUGAGAUCCGGAGUGACCACAGCCUUUGGAUUGGGCGCGUGAGUGCUGAAGACGAGGGGACGUACACCUGUGUGGCGGAGAACAGCGUGGGCCGAGUGGAAGCGGCUGGCUCCCUCAGCGUUCACGUCCCACCCCAGCUGGUGACCCAGCCCCAGGACCAGAUGGCAGCCGCUGGAGGGAGCGUGACGUUUCAGUGCGAGACCAAAGGAAACCCCCCACCUGCCAUCUUCUGGCAGAAGGAGGGAAGUCAAGUGCUGCUUUUCCCCAGUCAGUCCCUUCAGCCCGCAGGGCGCUUCUCAGUCUCCCCCAGAGGCCAGCUCAACAUCACUGACGUGCAGAGUGGGGAUGCUGGCUACUAUGUGUGCCAGGCGGUCAGUGUGGCUGGCAGCAUCCUGGCCAAGGCCCUGUUGAAGGUAAAAGGAGCCUCGAUGGAUGGGCUGCCUCCCAUCAUCCUCCAGGGACCAGCAAAUCAGACACUGGCAGUUGGCUCCUCUGUGUGGCUGCCAUGCAGAGUGACCGGGGAUGCUCAACCCAGCGUCCAAUGGAAGAAGGACGGGCAGUGGCUGCAGGGGGAUGGCCUCCAGCUCAACCUAAUGGCCAAUGGUACCCUGCACAUCACCAACGUGCAGGAGACGGACAUGGGCGUCUACAGCUGUGUGGCCAGGAGUUCCACAGGGGAGGCCACGUGGAGUGCCUGGCUUAGGAGGCGGGAAGACUGGGGAGAAUUACCAGGCCCGCCUCCAGAACCCAGCACCCCUCCGGGGCCUCCCUCUCAGCCAGUGGUCACCGAGGUCACCAAGAACAGCGUGACCCUGACCUGGAAGCCCAACCCGCAGGCUGGGGCCGCAGUUACCUCUUACUUGAUAGAGGCUUUCAGCCAAGCAGCUGGCAACACAUGGCGGACAGUGGCAGAUGGCGUGCAGCUGGAGACACACACCGUCGGUGGUCUGCAGCCCAACACCAUCUACUUGUUCCUGGUGCGAGCGGUGGGAGCCUGGGGCCUCAGUGAGCCCAGCCCCGUCUCUGAGCCUGUCCGCACCCAGGACAGCAACCCAUCCAGGCCAGUGGAGGACCCGCGGGGAGGCCAGCCGGGACUGGCUGAAGUGGCUGUGCGUCUGCAGGAGCCCAUUGUCCUUGGGCCCCGGACCCUGCAGGUGUCCUGGACUGUAGAUGGCCCAGUCCAGCUGGUGCAAGGUUUCCGGGUGUCUUGGAGGGUAGCAGGUCCUGAUGGGGGAAGCUGGACAGUGCUGGACCUACAGUCCCCAAGCCAGCAGAGUACUGUGCUGAGAGGACUCCCCCCGGGGACCCGCAUUCAGAUCAAGGUGCAAGCCCAAGGCCAGGAGGGGCUGGGUGCUGACAGCCUCUUGGUGGCCAGGAGCACACCUGAGGAGGCCCCCAGCGGUCCCCCCCAGGCAGUGGCAGUAGCCUUGGGGGGUGAAGGCAACAGCAGUAUCACGGUGUCCUGGGAACCCCCGCUCCCCUCCCAGCAGAAUGGGGUCAUCAAGGAAUACCAGAUCUGGUGCCUGGGGAACGAGAGCCGCUUCCACCUCAACCCUGAGCGGCGGAAUUGGGACCGGCGGGGCGGAGGAGUGGACAAGAGGGUGGCUAUUUCUGACCCUUUUUCCAUGUUCCCUCUCCUUUCUCCCAUGGGAUCCUUUCCGGAAGCCUCCUUUGCCUACACGCCUGCAGUGUCCUUCCCACACUCGGAGGGCCUUUCGGGAGCCAGUUCCAGGCCACCCGGGGGCCUCGGCCCUGCUCCCUACCCUUGGCUGGCAGACUCCUGGCCCCACCCAUCUCGAAGCCCCUCUGCCCAGGAACCCCGGGGGGGCUGCUGCCCCAGCAAUCCCGACCCAGACGACAGAUAUUACAAUGAAGCUGGGAUCUCCCUGUACCUGGCUCAGACGGCCCGGGGCGCGGCCGCCUCCCCCGAGGGUCCUGUCUACAGCACCAUUGACCCAGCUGGAGAGGAGCUGCAGACCUUCCAUGGGGGCUUCCCCAACUCCUCCGGGGACCCGAGCACCUGGAGCCAGUAUGCGCCCCCGGAAUGGAGCCAGGGGGACAGCGGGCCCAGGGCCGGCAAAGCGAAGCUUCUGGGGAAACCUGUGCAGAUGCCCUCCCUCAACUGGCCAGAAGCCCUGCCCCCACCGCCUCCUUCCUGUGAACUGAGCUGCCUCCAGGGGCCUGAGGAGGAGCUCGAGGGCGGCUCAGAGCCAGGAGAGUGGUGCCCCCCGGUGGUGCCUGAGAGGAGCCACCUGGCCGAGCCCAGCUCCAGCGGAGGUUGCUUGGUCCCUGCGUCCCGAGGGGAGACCCCCUCCCCCACACCUUCCUACGGACAGCAGUCCACAGCCACUCUCACCCCCUCACCUCCCGACCCUCCGCAGCCCCUCACUGACAUUCCCCAUCUCCACCAGAUGCCCAGGAGGCUGCCCCUUGAGCCCAGUUCCCCGCUCAGUGUGUCCCAGCCCGCUCUGAACAGCCACGAGGCGAGGCCUGCUGGCCCCGGGGCUGGCCCCACAGCCGCCUAUCACUUCAGCGCCAGCCCUGUCCCUAGCACCGCCAGCAGUGCCCCAGGGAGAACCCGGCAGGCUCCGAGGGAGAUGACUCCGCCACUUCAAGGGCCCCGUGCUCAUCGGAAGAAACCCAAGGCCGUGCCCUACCGGCGGGAGCACAGUCCUGGGGACUUGCCCCCACCGCCCUUGCCGCCACCAGAGGAAGAGACGGGCUGGGCCUCAGGGCUGAGAGCAGCAGGCAGCAUGUCCUCCUUGGAACGGGAGCGCAGCGGGGAGAGAAGAGGGGUGCAGGGGGGGCCCCUGGGGACCCAUCGGGGGCCCCUCCAGGAUGAAGAGGCCUGGCUCCCUUACAGCCGACCAAGCUUCCUGUCCCGGGGCCAGGCCGCCAGCACCUGCUCCACCGCCAGCAACUCUUCCAGGGGCUCCGGCAGCUCUCGGGGCUCCCGGGGCCCUGGCCGGAGCCGGAGCCGCAGCAGGAGCCAGAGCCAGAGCCAAAGGCCAGGACGGAAAUGCCGAGAGGUGGGGGCUAGGGGUGGAGAAACUGAGAGUGGAGGACUAGGGCUGACUGGGAAGAGGGAGAUAGAGAAGGGCUUGCAGGGGAAGUGUGGAAAGGAGGCGGCCCAGUGAGUGAGGGGCUGGGGGAGUCUUGGGGAACAGUGACAAAGGGUGAAGGCAGAUGACACAUGGCAGAGGAGGCUGGGCUCCCAGAGAAGUGGGUCAGGGGAGGCGGGCGAGAAAGCAGCCUGGCGAUCGCCUCCCGUGGUCUGUUUGCUGUGGGGCAGGUCUUGCGAGCCAGCCUGUGUGUCUCUCUCUAGGAGCCAAGAUAACGCUUGAUGGAGAAUCAGCAGUUCCGUGGGGGCAAGGCUUGUCCCGGGCCAGGAGCCCGGAUGGGAGCCCGUCCCCUGGUAAAUGAGGGGGUGCAAAGAGGAGGAGGGGUCUCUUCCUCCCGGCAGUGAUGGUGGGGCUCCCUGAGGACCGGCUGAGAAGCCAGGGAGACAGCUCUUCCGUUUCCAUCCUACCUACCUGAGACCCGUUUGUAAAAAAGGACAAUAAAGAG